Messenger RNA from Westerdykella ornata, 2455 nucleotides. RefSeq lists its product as uncharacterized. The record is from RefSeq and is a predicted model, not a curated record. The transcript is spliced from 4 exons. Bases 295 to 2370 code for a protein of 691 amino acids. Lineage: Eukaryota; Fungi; Ascomycota; Dothideomycetes; Pleosporales; Sporormiaceae.
ACCACUUUCGGUACGUCCGGUUUUCAGCCCUUCAGCUCGAAAGGACGUCAGACAGACAUAAGAUUUCAAUUCCUGCGGGUAGCCACUCGUAAUUCGAUGUAGACUGUAGCAGGCCCUGGUGGCCUAGGAACAGACUGGUUGCCUGCAUGUGCCUUUCUGAUUAUAGACCUGCUAUUUGCAUUUGAUUACCGACUCUCAGGUUGCAUAUAUCCUCUCCUCCGCUGGUGGACUCGAUUGCACCUCUUGCCACAGCGUUUCCAACCUCCGUCCACCAGCUACACCGCGAACUUUACCAUGUCGGAACUCGAGUCCCGGUUCGUCAAGCGUGGGUAUUGGGUCAACCUGGCCCAAGGCCCAGUCAUGGGACAGACAAUCACGACGGAUGCCAGAACGGGUGCCAUAGUCGUUGCCAUAUUGGCCAUAGUCACGGCCCUAGGAAUGACCCACCUCUGGCAUCUUUUGACUUUCUUCUACCACCAGGUGCGCGCCAAUGGACGACCACGCGAUGGGCUCUUUCGGCAUCAACAGGCUGUUCUACGGACCCUCCCCUCUCCGAGCUCCUUGAUGGCUGACUCGGUGAAACUCUGGUAUGCCUGGAGAGGCAUCAGCGACCACGCUUUUGCUCGAUCGUUGUUACAGCUCUCUGCGGCUCUAAUCUUCGCAUUGGCCUCCCUGGCCGUCAGUAUAUUCUCAUCGUCCGUGGUCACUAGCACGAACCUCGAAGUCUUAGUGAACAGCCCGCAUUGCGGACGUAUCACAUAUGACAAAUCAGAAGGUUCAGCGCCCUGGGAUAGUUACAGACCCACAGUCUACGCAGCUGCGGAGUCCUACGCGCCGGAUUGUUAUCAGAAUGGCAGUCUACCAAGCAAGUGCAACAUUUUCACACGGCCAAACAUCGCCUUCAGCACGGAGACGGUGCCGUGCCCUUUCAACGACAGCAUGUGCGCCUCACCUGCAAUUGCACUGGACUCCGGCCUCAUCGACAUGAACGAUGCUUUUGGAUUGAACCUCCACGAGGCCGAUCGCAUGAAGUACCGGAGACGGUCCACAUGUACGGUACUUCCACUCGAAGGCUACACACGGACCACGAACGAGUCUACAGCGACCAUGGAAGAUGGAACUCCGUGGCCGGGCGAGCAAAGAAUUGAGUAUCUCUACGGCAGCCGCCCAGGCGUGGAUCCACCUCUGGAUUUGGCUUUCGGCCAAAGCACGCUACUCUCCAACACGACUAGCACAUACGAGCAGAUGGGAGAUAUCGCAUACGGGUCCUUCCCCGACGAUACCUUUGUGCUCCGACCUGAACUUCAACGACCGGACGCCGACGUCGCACUGAAAUUGGUCAUGAAGAACAAGGUCAUGUACUACAAGCCCGUCGACGAUCCACUGUUUUUAGCACAUCGGGAGAAGAAAUCACUCUACAGCCAGGGGUGGCAAACACGGUAUCUAUCGGACUUCCCUGGGUCAGUGGUAGGGUGCGCUCUGCAGUAUCAAUUCUGCGUCAGCAACACAUCUUGUACCAACCUGACAGGCACGCUCCGAGGCGAGGCCAUCGACAGUUUUCCUGGGGCAAGCAUAACGCAGAAAACCGUCCUAUCACUGCUCCAACACAUCAACGUUGUAGCCCUGCUCAUUGCGACAAAACGUUUCGAGGCCAAUCGGUUGAUGAAUUCGGACAACGAAAUACCAGCUCUUCCAGACGAUCAGUGGAUCAAGGAGCUGCAGGGAUGGGAAGCCUUUGUUUGGGCGAGCCAUCAGAUCAUUAUCACAGACUACGCUGUUGGGCCCGGUGUGAGGUCGCCGCCUACGCACAAAUAUGUCGUUCCUCCCUCGGACGAUGGCGAGGUCAAGCUGUGCAGCAAGCAGAAGAUGCGCAAGCCUGGCGGUUUCGUUAACAUCAACUUCUUCGGCCUCGUCUUCACCCUCGUGGUAUCCAGCGUCAUCGUCCUCACAGACGUAGUCCUCCUCCGCGUCCUCAUCUACCUCAGCAAAUUCAGAAAGAGCAUGGCACCGCGCCUCGACCGCUGGAUCCAGGACGGCAUCUUCCAGCUCCAACGCCGCGCCCAUGAAGCGCAGGGGAAUGGCGUGUGGAAAGACCUCGCUGAUGAUGUACCGGUGACGGUGGAUAAUACGAAGCUCCCGGAUUUGCUGCUCGAGACUCUGGGUGAGACCGAGUAUGCGAUGGGGAGGCGUGUUGAUAGUGCGAAGACGGCGGUGGAUUCGACGGGUGAGUGUGAGAUGACGCCGGAUAUGAAGAAGGGAGCUUGGGAGAGUGAGUAUGAGGUCAAGAGUCUGGGCGAAGUGAGGACGGGUAGUCUGGAUAUACAGGCGGUUGCACCUCUAUCUCACGAUUUGGAAAGGACGGGUAUGUAGAGAUACUAAACGAUUAUUUAUUUGCUGGCAGUUGUACAAAAUCUGAAUAAUAAAGGGAGGCACACCUCUAUAACGAGUAUUUCAU